Molecule: messenger RNA, 1567 nt
Organism: Macroventuria anomochaeta
Lineage: Eukaryota; Fungi; Ascomycota; Dothideomycetes; Pleosporales; Didymellaceae
Exons: 4
Coding region: 130-1548 (472 amino acids)
Cellular component (GO): extracellular region
Source: RefSeq, a predicted model, not a curated record
CGGUGCUUCAUGGGUGAUGUCGUGUUCAGCACCUCUAUGGCCAUGUCUGAGGUAUAAAGCGAUGAUCGGCUGCGAUCUUAAGGCUCUGCACGGCACACUCAUUCAGCCUCACUACAGAUCCCAGUCAUCAUGCUUCGUCGAGCUGCUAUCCUCUCGCUCGCUGCCCUUGCGGCAGCGAAAGAAAUGCCCAAGGAUGAGUUCAAGGCCGCAGAGCUCUUCGACUCGGGUAUCCGCCACGAGAACAACAAGGCUCUGAAGCUCGAAACAUGGGCUGCACAGGAAGCUGCUGGAGUUUACGCUUCAGCUCAGUACGCUGAACUUGCGUCCAUCGCCAACUGUGCCAACGGCACGGCAAAGACGGCAACGGACACCUUCAAGUGCAAGAACAUCGAUCUCUACCACUUCCUGUCUCACUCCGCUCUGGGCAGUACCUAUGGCUUUGGUUCUUCAUCGUGGGGCUGGACAUCGAGCACCGGCCGUGAAUUCGUCGCUAUCGGCCAGUCUGAUGGUACAGCUUUCGCCGAGAUUACCGAGAUGGGCAAGUUGUCCUACCUUGGACGUCUUCCUCAGUAUUCCGUUCGCAGCCAAUGGCGCGAGAUCCGUGGCCAGAACGACUACAUGAUCAUUGGAUCUGAGGCUGUAGACCACGGUAUCCAGAUCUUCGACAUGAAGAAACUGCUCACCAUCAGCCCUUCGGCUCCCAAGACCUUCAGCAACAGCGCUGAUCUUGCUGGUCACUACAAGGGCCUCCCCACCGGUCGCACUCACAACGUCGUCACUAACCCUGAGACAAACUUCAUCUACUCCGUCGGUGCCAUGCCUAGGACCGACAAAUGCAAGUCUGGUAUUAUCUUCAUUGACAUCUCGGACGUCAAGAACCCCACAAGUCCCGGCUGUGCUUCUGCCGACGGUUAUGUGCACGACGCCCAGUGCCUGAUUUACCACGGCCCUGACAAGACCUACGAGGGCAAGGAGAUCUGCUACGGUUUCAACGAAGACACACUUACGAUCUACGAUGUGACCAACAAGAAGGCACCCGUGAUCCUCUCGAUCACCUCUUACACCGGUGCAGCAUACACCCACCAAGGUGUCGUCCUCGACCCCAAGGAUCAGCGCUACCUGCUGCUUGAUGAUGAGUACGAUGAGUACGACAAGGUCGGCCCUGCUGCGCCCGGCAACCCCAUCACCUACAUUUGGGACAUAUCCAGCUUGAAGGCACCUAAGCAGACUGGCUACUACAAGUCUGGUGCCAAGGGUGUCGACCACAACCAGUACGUCGCCAACGGCUUCGCGUACCAGUCCAACUACGGCACCGGCUUCCGCGUCCUCGAUGUAAGAUCUAUCCCUAGCGACCCCACUGGCAAAGGCGUCAAGGAAAUUGGUUUCUUCGAUGUCUACCCUGAAGACGACAACGUGACCGGUGGAGGAAAGGUCGACUUCGUCGGCACGUGGUCCAGCUAUGCGCUCUUCAAGAGCGGUUACAUCCUCGUCAACACGAUGGAGCGUGGCGCAUUCGUCCUGAAGCUGCAGGCUGGUGCUACCGCAUAAGGGACGGCACGAAUGCAAG